CACGCCCCCCGCCAGGCCCGCGUGACCUGAGCGCCCUGGCCCGGCCCAUCAUUUGCGGUCCGUAUAUAAAGUGAGGACGCAGAGGGCUAGUUCGGUUCGGGGCGUUUUCAUCGUCCGCGCGCCGCUCUGCCCCGCCUCCCAGAUUUGGCAUUCAACACUGAAGUCAUCAUGAACCUCUUCCAACUCCUGAGGAAAAAGAAGGAACUUAUUCCUUUGGUGCUGAUCAUGACCACAGCAGCGGGUGGAGCUUCGGCUUUUGCAGUAUAUUCCCUUCAAAAGACUGAUGUGAUCAUUGAUCGGAAAAAAAAUCCAGAACCUUGGGAAACUGUGGAUCCUAAUGUACCUAGCAAGCUUAUAACAAUCAACCAACAAUGGAAGCCCAUUGAAGAGUUGCAGAAGGUCCGAAGGGCCACCAAAUGACCAGCUCUUGCUUCUUUCUUCCAAAGAGUACUCUAUGAAUCUAGUGGAAACAUUUCUGCACAAACUAGAUUAUGGAUACCAGUGUGCGGAAAUGCUUCUGCUACAUUUUUAGGGCUUGACUACAUUUUUGGACUCUGGAUAGGAAUUAUAAAGGUAGUGCAGCAAUAACCACGUAGUUCAAAAAUAAGUUUGUGUUUAUUUUCUUGUUGUGAAUUUAAUGUUGCGUAUUGAAAUUUUUAUGUUUAUGAUGCCUGAAUAUUUUCCUAAAGUGUAUAAAGAUUUGUAAACUAGAUUGUCUAUAAUAAAAUACUAUUUGUGCAAG
This is a messenger RNA of Neofelis nebulosa (Clouded leopard), 742 nucleotides long. RefSeq names its product chromosome 7 C15orf48 homolog (gene COXFA4L3). Bases 169 to 420 code for a protein of 83 amino acids. The record is from RefSeq and is a predicted model, not a curated record. NCBI's taxonomy places the organism in Eukaryota, Metazoa, Chordata, Mammalia, Carnivora, Felidae. The transcript is spliced from 5 exons.